Coffea arabica (coffee) is the source of this 873-nucleotide messenger RNA. NCBI's taxonomy places the organism in Eukaryota, Viridiplantae, Streptophyta, Magnoliopsida, Gentianales, Rubiaceae. The record is from RefSeq and is a predicted model, not a curated record.
AUGAGGAAGAGAUUCAUCUCGAGCUACUACUAUAGAGACUUGUACCAAAAGUUGCAGACUUUAACACAAGGAGGUCAUAGUGUCGAGGAUUACUACAAGGAGAUGGAGGCCACCAUGCUGAGAGCUGAUGUCGAAGAGGACCGUGAAGCCACCAUAGCUUUGUUAGAUGAUAUGUUAGAUGAAUUGCAUGAUGCAAUUGUGUUCACUAAGAUAGACUUGAAAAAUGGAUAUCAUCAGAUUAGGAUAAAGGAAGAAGAUGAAUGGAAAACUACACUCAAGAUUAAGUAUGAGUUGUAUGCGUGGUUAGUUAUGCUUUUUGGGUUAACUAAUGCACCUAGUACUUUUAUGCGCUUAAUGAAUCAUGUAUUGGAGUGUGUUGUAUUGAAGCAAGCAGGGAAGCUGAUCGCCUACUUUAGUGAGAAGCUUGGUAGGGCAGCGCUCAACAACUCAACAUAUGACAAGGAGUUGUAUGCUCUGAUUCGAGCGUUAGAGAUGUGGCAGCAUUACUUGUGGCCCAAGGAGUUUGUGAUUUACACGGACCACGAGCCUUUGAAGUACCUAAAGGCACAACACAAAUUAAGCAAGAAGCAUGUUCGAUGGAUUGCCUUCAUUGAAUCAUUCCCUUAUAUUAUCAAAUAUAAGUCUAGCAAGACAAAUGUUGUUGCCAAUGCACUAUCAUGCAGGUACACCCUACUCACCGCUUUAGAUGCUAAUAUUAUAGGAUUUGAGUUUAUUAACGACUUGUAUCAGAAUGACAAUAACUUUGGGGUGAUUUAUGAGUCUUGUAAGGAACACUUCUACUGGCCAUGUAUGAAGUGGGAUGUGGAGCGCUUCAUUGACAAGUGUUAUCACGUGCAAACAAGCCAAGUUUAA